UUACUUAGAUCCCGGAUGUAAAUAAAGUCUUGAAGAAUGAAAAACGGAAGAUUAAUAAUUCACUGAAAAGGUCGUUUAAAUCUGGUUUCAAUUUUAUGUUUUAAACGCAUUGCUAUUCACUUUAAUUUCUCAUGUUCAGAAAUGAUCACUCUACGACUCGUGAUUCUUGGACUACUAAUAAGGGUGGUGAAUGCUGGUUUCUGUACAACAUCAUUCGAUUGUCAAGUAACAUGCACAAUUACUCAGACAUAUUAUUAUAGCUGUGGUUUCCUUUGGGCUGGCUCAUGUGCAGCAUACAGACUUGCCUACACGCAAUGCCCAGGUACCUGUUACAAAGAUGAAUGUUGUUCCGGUUAUACAGGCGCGAGUUGUGACAUACCUCUCUGUGAUGGUUCAACAACGUGUCCGAACGGUGGCACGUGUAUUUCUCCUGACGAGUGUAGCUGUCCCACUGGCUUUUCUCCGCCUGCCUGUGCUGAUACUAAUGAGUGUGCCGGUUCAUCGCAUGGAUGUGAACAUGAGUGUAGAAACACCGACGGCUCAUACACGUGUACCUGCAGGGAAGGCUAUGUGAGAAACCCGGAUCUUAAGACUUGCACUGAGGACUGUGGGCUUCCUGGAAACAUAACCGAUGGCACUGUAUCCUUGACAUCAACCUUACUGGGCGGCAUAGCGACCUACACAUGUAACCAACAUUAUGAUAUGGCCAGCGGAGAUGAAGUUCGACAAUGUCAAAGUGAUUUUUCCUGGAGCGGCCAAGAACCUUCAUGCAAAUUAGCCAAUCACUGUGAGAGUUCACCGUGUUUAAACGGUGCGACCUGUAUCAGUCUUAUUGGCAGUUUUCGAUGCGAGUGCAAAAAUGGCUGGGAUGGAGAAAUAUGCGAUAAUGAUAUCGAACCUCCAAUGGUGACCGGAUGUCAUGAAGAUAUUCAUGUCAAUGCCACAGAGCAAACCAUUGAAUACAGCUGGACUGAACCCCAGUUCUCUGACAGUAGAGGGUCUGCCCUAGAUAUUGUGUCCAACUAUCCAACUCCAGUGUUCACCUUUCCAUGGGGUGAUUUUUCGGUACAAUACGUUGCAACAAAAAUCACCAACGGACUGAGAACAGAGUGUUCGUUUAAGAUCAAAGUAAGACCAACACCCUGUGAACCUUUAAAUGUUCCUAUUAACGGAGCACGGUUAUGUAACGGGUGGCAAACGGACUAUGGCAGAUUCUGUAUGAUCAUGUGCCAGCAGAACUUCACGAUUGGUCCAUCCUUCAGCUAUAGCAUGUGGUAUGUGUGUGGCGCCUCUGGUAAUUGGAUCGCCGCCAGUCCUGUACCAGACUGCCAAGUUCCUGUCGACUCAGAGAACGAGGGUUUGUUCUAUCACCCAGAAUACGCUGGCUACGUGUUUACGCCAUCUUGUCAAGAUCAAGUCACGAAAAGCACGUUGCAAAAUCUAUAUAUAGAAUAUUUGAAUGGCACUUCUGGAUUUACUUCGUUUUGUACAACUUAUGGCAACGAAUGUGUGAAAGAAAAUGUGGAUGUUCAAUGUUAGAGGUCAUAAUAUACAUUAUGUGUAUAAUUUUACAGCGACUAACAUUGUUAUAAACUUGAAAAUUUCAACAUUUUGUUCUUUGUCCAAGACUUGUAUAUCAUCGAUAAAUAAAAUUUACUUUUGAUAAAAUAAAAAAGGUAUAGAUCAGUUUGAGGUAUAAUAACUUCCUGGAUAAGUAUAACAAUUCAUAAUUCCUGAUAUUAGAUUUUUUUUGUAUUUUUUUAUUUUCUUAUAACGUUCAUUAAAUUGAAAUAGGUCGCUUUGUUUCCUUAUGUGUACAUUACUUUUGUUUGCUUUAACAUUACUAUGCUGUAGCCCCCAGGAAAUUGUAGUUCGUGAUUAAUGUAAAUUUAAACUUUAUGUAAAUUAUAUAUAAAUUCUCGUUGGUGUACAUUUUUGUUUAGCCCAUUAGGUAUUG
Ruditapes philippinarum (Manila clam) is the source of this 1957-nucleotide messenger RNA. Its product is annotated as sushi, nidogen and EGF-like domain-containing protein 1. NCBI's taxonomy places the organism in Eukaryota, Metazoa, Mollusca, Bivalvia, Venerida, Veneridae. The record is from RefSeq and is a predicted model, not a curated record. Gene Ontology annotation, molecular function: Notch binding; calcium ion binding. The transcript has 10 exons. Bases 142 to 1539 code for a protein of 465 amino acids. Gene Ontology annotation, biological process: Notch signaling pathway.